GUACUGUGCACAGCCCACACAUGCAGAAUAAGAUCAGAUACUGAGAAUUACAUCCAGUAUACAGGACAAGAGAAAAGGCAUGGCCAUGACACUCUGCACCAGGGGCGGACUGACAACUCAUGGGGCCCCCGGGCAAUAGGGGAUCAUGGGGCCCCUGUCUCCUUGCCCAAACUCAAAAAAGCCUAUGAAAAGGUACCAGGGGCAUCUCAUGGGGCCCCCUACUGUCCCGGGCCCUUGGGCAGUGCCCGAGUUUCCAAAUGGUCAGUCCGUCCCUGCUCUGCACUCAUA
Molecule: messenger RNA, 288 nt
Organism: Staurois parvus
Lineage: Eukaryota; Metazoa; Chordata; Amphibia; Anura; Ranidae
Source: the annotation of a GenBank genome assembly